Tricharina praecox is the source of this 775-nucleotide messenger RNA. RefSeq lists its product as uncharacterized. The coding region runs from base 169 to 642 and encodes 157 amino acids. The record is from RefSeq and is a predicted model, not a curated record. NCBI's taxonomy places the organism in Eukaryota, Fungi, Ascomycota, Pezizomycetes, Pezizales, Pyronemataceae. The transcript is spliced from 2 exons.
AAACUACAACCACAACCACAACCCACUCUCAAUCAACCAGCAGCUUCAAGCUUCUAGCUUCAAAAACUUUCUCAAUCACUCUCCGUAUAAACCACAACCACAACCACCACCACAACCACCACCACCACCACAAUCACAACCACCACCACCACCACCACAACCAACACAAUGACCGUCAUCGCCGAGCCCUCUCCCCUCCACACCGCCGGGCGGUACUACACCUCGGGCCGCGGCGGCGCAGGCAACUACCACCGCCUCGAGACGGCGCCUCUGCCUCCCCCACCCACCACGCUCCCCAACUCGCAGUCCUCGCGCUUCUUUGGCGGGCGUGGCGGUGCCGGGAACGUGCGGCCUACCAGCGAGCGCACGAUCUUCAGCUUCGACGAAGAGCUGGAGCGCGACCGCCUCUUCCACGAGCACCACGCACCGGUGUACUCCGUUGGGCGCGGCGGCGCAGGCAACAUCGUCCCCGCGGACGCGAUCUCUACCCGCUCCCACUACAGCAAGAAUGAUGGCACCCCGCGCAACUCGAGCUCCUCGGCUCGGUCAGAUGUUAGCGCCGUACAUGCGAACAGCUUCAGGAACAGCGCGGACCGCGUCCUGAAUAGACUCUCGAAGAUUCGCUCGGCCGGGUCGCAGUAGAUUUCUGCCGCCACCUGCUCUGCUCGCCUCUGCUCUCGAUUGCGCUUGCUUCUGUUGCUUUACAAAUGGCGUUUUGGGUAUACCCGUGCGAUAUCCUCAUCGCGGAUUUUUGCUUUCUCUUGAUUUCUCUUGC